AAGCUACUUCUUCGACAACUACUACGACAGUAGACUGUUCUAAUUUGCCAAAAGAAAUACUACUUUGGAACACAUUUUUUGAAGAAGUGAAUCAGUUCGACUUCGAUAAAGAACUGAAAUUCAAAAUACCGCAUUUUCAAAUUUAUUCUAAUGUAGUCAGUGAAGAGGAUGUUCGUGACACUUUUCAUAACAAUAUUUGUUUAGUAUUAAAUGAGCUUUUUCUAGAUUAUCUGUUUUCGAGACAGUCAACCCCCCUAGGCAGAUCCGAAAGCAAGGAUAGUGAAUCAGCAGAUUUAAACUAUAUGUGUCAAAAUCAACUUCAAUAUAUUGAUGAAGGUUCGGAUACACAUGUUACUCGAUCAAUAGUUUCCAGAAAAAGAAAGAACCCAACUUCCGAUAACUCAGAAAAUCAGCAAAAUCAGCGGAAUCUUAACUUUGCGGACUUCAAAUUUAUUAGUAUUUUAGGCCAAGGACGAAUUAAAAUUGCCUUGAAGACUGCUGAUCUAUGCAAAACCUCAUCAAAGAUCUUGAAAGAAAUACAAAAAGAAGUCAAAAUCUAUAAAUAUCUUGUGGACAUUCAAAAGAUAUACAUUCCAAAAUUGGUAUGUUAUGGCUACUUUGAAGGUGUAUGCUAUGUUAUUGGUACAUCUUUUGUUGGUACUUUCCUAAAUAAUUGUGAAAAUUUAACAAGUCAGCAAAAAACUAAUGCUCUUCGAGCAUUUAUGAUUUUGGAGGACUUAAUAAAGAAGAGUGAACUUUUUGAUGAAGAACAAGACGAAUUAUCUUUGUUGCUAAAUGAUAUUGUGCCAUUUAAUUUGUAUGCUGGGCGGAAUAGGAAAAAGGGUCACAGGUUGACCAGAAUUAUAAUUACGGCCUAUGUAGAUCUUUUUAAAUUCAGCUAA
Molecule: messenger RNA, 902 nt
Organism: Diversispora eburnea
Lineage: Eukaryota; Fungi; Glomeromycota; Glomeromycetes; Diversisporales; Diversisporaceae
Source: the annotation of a GenBank genome assembly